AUGAGUCCAUGGAGAAGAUAUGUUGGCAACGCUAGCAUGAAGUUUACUUGUGAUCCAAGGAACCUUGAGUAUCUUCUCAAGACCAGGUUCUCUGUUUUCCCCAAAGGGCCUUAUUUUCGUGACACCAUCCGUGAUCUUCUAGUAGACGGGAUAUUCAACGUCGAUGAUGUGACAUGGCAACGGCAGAGGAAAACGAUCAGCGUCGAGCUCUACUCGGCGAAGUUCCGGCAAUUGACCACCGAGUCGUUGGUGGAACUCGUCCACGCCAGGCUCUUGCCCGUGUUGGAAAAUGUAGUGAACAAAUCAACCACCAUCGAUCUCCAAGAUGUCCUGUUGAUAUUAACGUUCGAAAACGUUUGCAUGAUCGCCUUCGGCGUCGACCCCGGGUGUCUCCGUCUUGGAUUACCCGAAAUACCAUUCGCCAAAGCGUUCGAAGGCGCCACCGAGGCGACCUUGCUACGUUUCUUCACUCCGACGUUCAUAUGGAAAGCCAUGAGAUGCCUCGAUUUAGGGUCCGAAAAGAAGCUGGGAACAUCGAUAAAGGGUGUCGACGAGUUCGCCGGAGAAGUCAUCAAGACGAGGAAGAAGGAACUUUCGUUACAAACAGAGGACGAAAGGCGAAGAUCGGAUCUGUUGACGGUGUUCAUGAGAUUGAAAGAUGAACAAGGGAAGCCAUUUUUGGACAAGUUCCUACGUGAUAUUUGUGUUAACUUUAUUCUCGCCGGAAGGGAUACGUCGUCGGUGGCGUUGAGCUGGUUUUUCUGGUUGCUGGAAAAGAAUCCGAUGAUCGAAGAGAAAAUUCUUGCGGAGAUAUGUAGAAUUGUUAACGAAAGAGAUGAGUUGAAAAACAAACGAGAAUUAGAAAUCCCAUUGAUAUUUAGACCAGAGGAGAUAAAGAAGAUGGAUUAUUUGCAAGCUUCAUUGUCAGAGACUCUAAGAUUGUACCCUUCGGUCCCUGUUGAUCACAAGGAGAAUAGGAAGUUUGUGCUAUAA
Messenger RNA from Hibiscus syriacus, 993 nucleotides. Its product is annotated as cytochrome P450 86B1-like. Gene Ontology annotation, molecular function: iron ion binding; heme binding; oxidoreductase activity, acting on paired donors, with incorporation or reduction of molecular oxygen. NCBI's taxonomy places the organism in Eukaryota, Viridiplantae, Streptophyta, Magnoliopsida, Malvales, Malvaceae. The record is from RefSeq and is a predicted model, not a curated record. The coding region runs from base 1 to 993 and encodes 330 amino acids. The transcript is spliced from 3 exons.